Molecule: messenger RNA, 2343 nt
Organism: Lathyrus oleraceus (garden pea)
Lineage: Eukaryota; Viridiplantae; Streptophyta; Magnoliopsida; Fabales; Fabaceae
Exons: 8
Coding region: 246-1841 (531 amino acids)
Biological process (GO): mRNA 3'-end processing
Molecular function (GO): RNA polymerase II complex binding
Source: RefSeq, a predicted model, not a curated record
UGAAUAUAAAAGGUACGCUCCGUAAAACACAAACGCAAAAGCCGAACUUAAAACUCAAACUGCUUUCUCUCAAACUAUGCUUCAUCUUCUUCUCACUUCUCUCUGACACUCUCACAAAAUAAUUCCCAACAAUUCGUCAUUGUUUUCGGUUAUUGCUAAUCCUCACCAACAUUCUUCCUUGCUUCUCUUAUGUUUUGAUUAAAGUUGGAAUUUAGUUGAUAGCUGUGCCACCUUUAAUUGGAAAGAUGGGUAGCACAUUCAAUCCGCAGAUUUUAGUGGAAAAACUAGCCAAGCUGAAUGGCUCGCAGACAAGCAUAGAGACUUUGUCACAUUGGUGCAUAUUUCAUAUGAACAAAGCCAAACAAGUUGUCGAAACGUGGGCUAAACAGUUCCAUUGCUCUCCUCAUGAAAAGAAAUUGACAUUUCUGUUUCUUGCAAAUGAUAUUUUACAAAACAGCAGGAGAAAGGGAUCUGAAUUUGUUGGUGAAUUUUGGAAGGUUCUUCCAGAUUGUCUUCGAGAUGUCACUCAAAAUGGAGACGAGUAUGCAAGAAAUCAAGCAUUUCGACUGAUUGGUAUAUGGGAAGAAAGAAAAGUUUUUGGUUCUCGUGGUCAAAUUCUAAAGGAAGAAUUUAUUGGGAAACAUGAUUUGAAACCUUUGAAUGCCAAACCUACGAAUGUGAAACCUAUGAACGUGAAACUGAGGCCGUCUGCUGGGAAUGCAUUGGAUAAAAUAGUUUCAGGCUAUCAUCAUAUUUAUGCAGGGCAGACUGAUGAAGAUGUUGUAUUAAGCAAAUGCAGGAAUGCCAUUAGCUCUCUUGAGAAAGCAGAUAAGGAAAUAGUUCAUGGUAGUAAUUCAGGGAAAUUUCAUGGACCUGCAGUUGUGAAUGAGCUCCAGGGGCAUAAUGCAAUACUAAAGGACUGUAUUGAGCAGUUAACAACACUAGAAUCAUCAAGAGCUGGCCUUGUGUCUCAUCUGAGAGAGGCUCUUCAGGAUCAGGAAUUCAAGCUGGGUCAAGUUCGUAGCCAGAUCCAGGCUGCAAGUGCUCAGUGGGAACAUGCGAACAAUACCUGCCAACAAUUACUGAACGGCAACAAUAUUCAGUCAGUAGUUGAACAGAGCUCAAAGGAAAUUCAGACCUCCAUGACACCUGCAAGUUUUAUUUCUGGCGACAGGGAGCUAUCAGCCCCAUUAAUGUAUGCACCACAAAUUCCGUUUCAUCAAAAUUCUGGACACGGUGAGGAAGAUCCACGCAAGUCUGCAGCCGCCGCAGUGGCAGCAAAGCUGACUGCAUCCACAUCCUCCGCCCAGAUGCUGUCUUAUGUGCUAUCCUCUUUAGCAUCAGAAGGUGUCAUAGGCAAUCCGAUGACAGAGUCUUCUGCUGAUUAUCACUCCGAGAAGAGGACUAAGCUUGAGAAUGAUGGGCCAUCGUAUGUGCCAUCUCAUGUGCCAUCUCAGAAUCCUCAACCACCACUUCCUCCCUUUUCGCUUUCUGAACCUACCCAACACUAUGCAUCUUCAUCCAACCAGCAAUCUAUUCCAAAUGAGCCACCACCCCCACCCUCAUCAUCACCUCCCCCACUACCCCCACCGCCACCAAUGCCUCAACAAUACCCUGUGCCGCAGUUCAUGCAGACUGUUGGACCUGUUAACAAUAUGGCAUAUAGCUAUGGCGUGAUUCAACAGCCGUCAAUGGCAGCCUAUCCUGCAGUUGGGAUUUCCAUGAACAAUGUAUCACCUUAUACACCUCCAAUGAACCCAUAUCAGGGUUUUCAGGGUUCGGAUGGAAACUAUUACAACCCGUCUUCCUCAAUGCCUAUGGUCCCCAUCUCGCGCCAAUAAAAUUCCUAAUUCUGAGUCCUAGACCAUCCCUCUGAGGCAAACAAAGGUGACUUAGAACAACCGCUGUAUCUCUACACAUGACAUUGCUAUUGGAAACUGAUUCUUACUAUAUAAUCAGAUGUGCAUAUGGUAAAUGUUUUAUAACCUGUAGUUGAUGGGUUAAAAUAACUUAAUUCUGUGUUACCUUUGAGGAAAAUGGUUUUGUUGAAUAGGGUUAUAUUUAUCUUUUCAAGAUUGUAAAACUUAGCAGAUAUUGUUGCCUUAGAGGCUUUCUAGAAGUCUGUAUUUUUAGUGUUGUAGACAGGUCUUCAGUUGGUUCUGAAUCCGUUACUGAUGUAUGUUUUCAUCAGUGGUACUGGCCAGCUAGCAUAUCUUCAAAAGAUUUGCAUUUUCCCUUACAGGUGCCUUGUGGGCAGAGUUAUGUGUACAGACCAGGGUCAAGUUAGUUUGAAACAUUUUUUAUUUAUUUAUAUUAUACUUGACAUUUUGUUAAGAUAUUUCA